AUGGGAGGGUUGUUCAGUUAUUUUUCAAGUUUGUUUGGAUCAGUUGAGAGGAGAAUUUUAAUCCUUGGACUAGAUGGCGCAGGCAAAACAACAAUCUUGUACAGACUGCAGGUUGGGGAAGUGGUCUCAACAAUACCCACAAUAGGCUUCAAUGUAGAAACAGUUCAGUACAAAAAUUUGAAAUUUCAAGUAUGGGACCUUGGGGGCCAGACGAGCAUCCGACCUUACUGGAGAUGCUACUACUCGAACACCGAUGCCAUCAUCUACGUUGUUGAUAGCAUGGAUAGGGAUAGGAUAGGGAUCUCUAAACAGGAAUUAGUGUCCAUGUUGGAGGCUAGAAUCAAAAACAAUCUUUUAACAAAUUACUCUCUUCAUUUUGUUUUACUUUAUAUUUAUAAAGAAGAGGAACUUAGAAAAUCUGUCCUCUGCAUAUUUGCCAACAAGCAAGAUAUCGAAGGUUCAAUGACAGUAACAGAGGUUGCCAAUGCCCUUGGACUGGCCGCCAUAAAAAACAGAAGAUACCAAAUAUUCAAGACAUCUGCUAUUAAAGGGGAUGGUCUGGAUGAGGCUAUGGAGUGGUUAGCCACAACGUUACAGUCAUCAAAGUGA
Messenger RNA from Helobdella robusta, 609 nucleotides. RefSeq lists its product as hypothetical. Bases 1 to 609 code for a protein of 202 amino acids. Gene Ontology annotation, biological process: vesicle-mediated transport; intracellular protein transport. Gene Ontology annotation, cellular component: cytoplasm; Golgi apparatus. The transcript is spliced from 5 exons. Gene Ontology annotation, molecular function: GTP binding; GTPase activity. The record is from RefSeq and is a predicted model, not a curated record. NCBI's taxonomy places the organism in Eukaryota, Metazoa, Annelida, Clitellata, Rhynchobdellida, Glossiphoniidae.